This is a messenger RNA of Symbiodinium necroappetens, 699 nucleotides long. Lineage: Eukaryota; Dinophyceae; Suessiales; Symbiodiniaceae. The record is from the annotation of a GenBank genome assembly.
AUGGCGGCAGACUUGGACGGCACCAUGGCCGCCAAUUCCGCCCUUCGGGAUGAGAACGAGGCUCUGGCAAGCCUCAUGGAAGAGGUCCACAGCCUGGCAGAGCAGUGGCAAGAAGUUUGCGCUCGUGCGAAAACUCAUGGCAAGGACACCGUAGCGGCCGAGCUGCAGGAGCUCCGGGGGCAGCGCGAGAUCUUGCAGAAGCGCCUGAAGGCGUUGGAGCAGGGCGCCAGGCCCGCCCCGGAGAAACCCACCGACGAUGCAAAGCAGACUCAGCCGACGGCGCGGCAAGCCGAGCUGGAGACUGCUAAGGAGGAGUCGGAGGUCCUUCGAUCGCAAAAUCGGGAGCUGAAGGAGGCCAUUGCCCAGGCUCGGUCAGCGAUCCGAAGGAGGUUGGAUCGGCACUCCGCUGAAAACACGGCGCUUGUCAUAGACAACGAGGACCUUAGCGGGCUUGUGGAGGAGGUUCAGAAUCUCGCCGGUCGCUGGCAAAAAGCCUGGGCUCGCGCAGCAGAGACUGUUGAAGGUGAGCGCAAACCCAGCAUCGAUGCCGAGAUUGAGGAGCUACGCUCCAUCCGCAACCAUGUGCGCGACCGCCUGCUGCAACUGGAGCCGAGUCCUGGUCGGAUGAUGCCCGGCUGCGCCUUGACCUCCCCUGCCACGUCACGUUCACCGAGCCUGAGCUCUCCGAUGGCGGAGAUG